CCAAGCCCAAAGAUGUCUGCCUCCGCUUUGCAACUGGUACCUUACGAAGCUACAUAACAUCAGAGCGGGCGCAGCCAUGCUGAAAAAGGUGCUCAAAUCCGUAAGGGAAAAGGAGUCUUCCUUUAGGGAGUUGGGAGCAGGUUGAGCGACUUGCAGGAAUGCUUCUGAAGAAAGGUUUAGGGUCUGGAGAAGCCAAGGUGGUAGAGGAAGGUAGCAUGCCUCACUGUGGGCACAGAGUAAACAAAUUUAGUUGAAGGAAAAGAUCUUCUUCAGCCAAAAUUGGUGGUGGAAGUUUGGUGACACCUCCAGAGUGAAAGCUCACAGGUCGUGGUUCCUGGAGCAAGAUACAUCACGUGAUGUGAGAAGGUUUCACGACCUAGAUAUCAUCAUUUGUGGGGACAUCACUGCCUGGAGACAGAUUUCUAACCAGAAAUUUAGGGCAGUUCAAGAAGAGGCUCAGGAGACAUCCUAGCUUUGGCUCUUUCCCAAUAACAGAUGAAAAUGAUCAAGGACCAGGGAUCGCUGACACUGGAGGAUGUGGCCGUGGACUUCACGUGGGAGGAGUGGCAGCUCCUGGCCCCUGCUCAGAAGGACCUGUACCGGGAUGUGAUGCUGGAGAACUAUAGCAACCUGCUGUCCGUUGGGUAUCAAGCCAGCAAGACGGAUGCUCUCUCCAGAUUGGAACGAGGAGAACCGUGGCCAGUAGAAGAUGAAAUCCACAGUCGAAUCUGUCCAGAAAUGAGGAAAGAUGACUGUCUUCUGCAGGAGGACUUGCAAAAUCAAAGAUGUCCAAAAAGAAUGGAACAAUGUCACGAACAUAAUGCACUUGGAAACAUUGUUCAUCAGAGCAAAAGUAACUUUCCUUUAAGGCAAAAUCAUGAUAUGUUGGACUUUCAUGGGAAAACACUGAAAUCAAAUUUAAGUUUAGUCAACCAGAACAGAAGCUAUGGAGUAAAGAACCCUCUUGGAGAUGGAGAAUCCUUCCUCCAUGCAAAGCAUGAGCAAUUUCACAGUGAAAUGAAAUUUACUGAAUGCGGAAGUUCUAUGAACACAAAUUCACAGUUCAUUAAACAACUAGGAACUCAGAAGAUAAAUAAACCCCACUUAUGCACUGAAUGUGGGAAAGCUUUCAUCAAGAAGUCCCGCCUCAUCGAUCAUCAGAGAGUGCACACAGGAGAAAAACCUCAUGGAUGCAGUAUAUGUGGGAAAGCCUUCUCCAGAAAGUCCAGGCUCACUGAACACCAGAAAACCCAUAUAGGAGAGAAACGGUAUACAUGCACUGAAUGUGACAAAGCCUUCCCCAAGAAAUCACGGCUGCUUAUUCAUCAGAAAACUCAUACAGGAGAAAAACCCUACGUAUGCGAGGAAUGUGGAAAAGGCUUCAUCAAGAAGUCUCGGCUCAUUAAUCAUCAGAGAGUUCAUACAGGAGAGAAACCUCAUGGGUGCAGUCUAUGCGACAAAGCAUUCUCCAGGAAGUCCCGGCUCAUUGAACAUCAGAGAACUCAUACGGGAGAAAAACCAUAUGAAUGCACUGAAUGUGACAAAGCCUUCCGCUGGAAAUCACAGCUUAAUGCACACCAGAAAACUCAUACAGGAGAGAAAUCAUAUAUAUGCAGUGAUUGUGGAAAAGGCUUCAUUCAGAAGGGCAAUCUCAUUGUACAUCGGCGAACUCACACUGGAGAGAAACCCUAUAUGUGCCAUGAAUGUGGAAAAGGCUUCAUCCAGAAGGGCAAUCUCCUCAUACAUCAACGAACUCACACUGGAGAGAAACCCUAUGUAUGCACUGAAUGUGGGAAAGGCUUCAGCCAGAAAACAUGCCUCAUCUCACAUCAGAGAUUUCACACUGGAAAGACUCCCUUUGUAUGUACCGAAUGUGGAAAAUCGUGUUCACACAAGUCUGGCCUCAUUAACCAUCAGAGAAUUCACACAGGAGAGAAACCCUACGCAUGCAGUGACUGUGGGAAAGCCUUCAGGGAUAAGUCGUGCCUCAAUAGACAUCGGAGAACUCAUACAGGAGAGAGACCCUAUGGAUGCACUGACUGUGGGAAAGCCUUCUCCCACUUGUCAUGCCUCGUGUACCACAAAGGGAUGCUGCAUGCAAGAGAGAAACGUGGAGGUUCAGUCAAGUUGGAAAAUUCUUUCUCAGAGAGUCCCAGCUCAUCACGUUCGAGUGAUAUUGUACAGGGGAAAAACCCUGUUAAUGUGGUGAGCGUGCACACACCUUCUGUGGCAGCUGAGACUCCAUUCCACAGUGAUGGGUUCCUAGCAGAUAGGAAUGUAGUAGCCCUUGUGGGACAGCCAGGUGCCACAGGUGCAGUGUCAGCAGAUAAUAGCAUUUGCACAGAAGAAAAACCUAAUGAAUGCAGUGAGUGUGGUAGCACCUUCAGUGAUCAAUUAUGUCAUAUUUUACAUCACAGAAAACACACAGAAAUAAACUGUGAUACAGUGAAGGUGGAAAACCCUUGAAUAAAACCUUUUAGAUCAUCCUGUGGCUGGCGAGUGUAUACUGAGACAAACAGUAUAAACACAGAGACUGGGAAAGCCUUUUGUGGAAAGAUAGACCCUAUCAGGGCUUCAUAAGUCACAUACUGUCAGUGAGGACAUAGUUGGUAGAAAUGUAAUGACCAUGGAAAAAUCCUUCCCCAGAAAUAAGACUUCAGUUGGUAUCAGAGAGUUUACACAGGAGAGAAAUUGUUGGACCUCUGAAGGCAGUAACUGUGGCAGGGUCGUCAGUGGUACAUUCUGCCUCAUUGGUUGCAGGGGAAAUCAUAUAGAAAUAAAACUCUGAACACACCAACUAUGGAAUGUCUUUGGCAAAAUAUCAGAAAAUUCAUGAAGCAAAUAAGCCCUGUGAAAGUGAAUCUUUUAGAGAUUUCUGUCACAAUCCUAACAUAAUCAUAUAUAAGAUUAUAUACAUAGUGUACAUUUUAGGACAGUAUACCUUGAAUCAAAUGCCUAAUUGAUACGUCAGUAAUGCUUUAAAUCAAAGGAGGGUGUCUGUGUUGCACAUAAUUGAUUAAAGUUAUAAUGCAGUUCACCCCCCUCGUUUGGGGGACAUGGGUCUUCUUUUCCCACCCAGGAUUAUUAUAUGGUUAACUCUUGGAUUUCUUCAGUUCUAAAUUUAUUCAGUUUGUUAUUUCAGUCUACCAAAAGUCCUUCAGAAGGAAACUGAAUACAUUUAAUCUGAUAAUGUAACAUAGCAUGUUUGGAUAUGCUUAACUUUAUAAAUCUCACCUGGAAGAACAAAGGUCAAAAUUCAUGAAUAACCUAUUAGCCAAGCUCUUGCCGUAGAAGAUAGUUCCCAUCCUGUACACACACCACUCAGAAAAACUUUAACAACUGUUUCCUUGACCUGGUCCUGUCCUAGGGCUAUAGAUGAUGAACUUAACAGAAUGAUGUCAGUGAUGAACUUAACAGAAAGUCCUUGCCGCCUUUGAGCUGGAAAUUUUUUUAAAGCUAGGUUUCAUGUCUAUAGCAAUUUUACCCUCUGGCAAAGAUAAUCAAAGGAUGUGUACACCUACAUUUGUUGAAAAGGACAUAUAGUAUAAGGAACAAAGUAUCCUGAUAAUUUCCUGUUUAAGGGACAUAUCAGAGGGGGAAAAGGAAAGGAUUUACUUAAUUUUACAUAGAAAAAGGUAUGGAUACUUUUAAAAAUUUUUCACAUCCACCUAGACUAUAAAUUCCUUGACAGUAUAUAGAUAAUUGUAUAUUCCCCAGCACAUAGCAAAAUAGGAAAUGAAUUAUACGUAGAUUUGAAAAAUGAAUGAAGGCGAAUGAAUGACCUCAUGGACUAACUAAUCAAAUUUAUUUUUGUCACUGAAGGAAAGGAGCUACUGGCAAGCAAUUCUCAGGCUCACUAUUAUUCCAAGAAACAUUUGUUUCUUGAAUAGAGGCUCCUGUCAGACUAUAAAAAGGGCAGAUCAAAGAAGGACUAGGAUCCACAGAAUAAGCCCAAUUAAUGGAAGAAAAUAACGUCACUAAAAAUGGAGGACUGGGGAGUUCCCUGGCGGUCCCAGUGUUUAGGAAUUGGCAGUUUCAACUGUGGUGGCCCAGGUUUGACCCCUGGUCGGGGAACUAAGUCCCACAAGCCAUGUGGCACAGCCAAAAAAUAAAAUUAAUUAAAAUGGAGGUUGGUACAUGAGACAGGUGAUGGUGAGAUCCCUUUGACUGUUUUGGAGAACAAACCUUACAUUUGUCCACAGGCUUAUCACCUUUUAGAGUUGCCGCCAUUUCAAAGAUCUAAGCUCCUCUGUAGCUCAAUGAAUUGAGACGUGAUUUAGCCUCAUCAUUCAUUCUCUCCUGGGACUGGGGCCCUUGUCCUCUAUUUCUAGUCCUAGGGUUCUUUCCCUUGAUCCAAUAAUGAUGUAUACAGCUUAAAAACAGUCCUACUUACAAGGAAGAAAAAAAAAAGUGGAAAUUUGCCAUGGAGUGUCUGUCCCAUAAUUGAAUUUCCAAACUCUAGGUGUGUGAGUAACUCACUACAACAAAUAUAUUUCUGAGCAUUGGCACUGUUGUAGACACAGGAUAUGCUGGUGAACAAAACAUGCAAAGUAGUGGCCUUUUCACAGGAUGGAUUCAGGACAGAUGCUCCUCAGUAAAGCAUCAGAAAUGGAUUCUUCUUCAACUCGGAGUGCAGCUCCCUUCCACUUCUUGUGAAUUGCACGUCCUAUCAUGGCAGUCACGGCGUCUUUCCCAGUGAAAUCGUCUGUCUGGGUUCCCGAAUGGGCUGCCCAAGCCUGCCCUGAGGACCAGGUGCUGAACUCACCUUUCAGAGGUUGGCAUUCCAGGCUCCAGGGUUUGGGCUGUAGAAAGCUGUGGAAGUGCUAGCCUCAGAUCUGCUGCUCUUGGGGCAAUCAUGGAGCCUGAGGUUUGUGUGUUUCUAUCUUUAAAAAAGUUUUUAAAAUUGAGAUAUAUUUGAUGAACAGUAUUAUGUAAGUUUCAAAUGUGCAACAUAGUGAUUCACAAUUUUUAAAGGUCAACUCCAUUUAUUGUUAUUAUAAAAUAUUGGCUCUAUUCCCUGUGUUAUACAAUAUAUCCUUGUAGCUUAUUUAUUUUAUACGUAGUAGUUUGUACCUCUUAAUCUCCUACCCCUAUCUUGCCCCUCCCCACUUCCCUCUCCCCACUGGUAACCACUAGUUUAGUCUCUGUAUCUGUGAAUCUGCUGCUUUUUUGUUAUAUUCGCUAGUUUUAUUUCUUAGAUUCCACAUAUAAGUGAUAUACAGUAUUUGUCUUUCUCUGACUUAUUUCACUUAGCAUAACACCCUCAAAGUCCAUCCAUGUUUUUGCAAAUGGCAAAUUUUCAUUCUUUUUUAUGGUUGAGUAGUAUUCUAUCAUAUAUAUAUAUACACCAGAUCUUCUUUAUCCAUUCAUCUGUUGAUGGACACUUAGUUUCCUUCCAUAUCUUGGCUAUUAUAAAUAAUGCUGCUGUGAACAUAGGGAUACAUAUAUCCUUUUGAAUUAGUGAGUUCAUUUUUUAGAUGUAUACCCAGGAAUGAAAUUGCUGUGUCAUAUGGUAGUUCUAUUAUUAGUUUCUUUUUUUUUUAAUUGAAGUAUAGUUGAUUUACAAUGUUGUGUUAGUUUCAGAUGUACAGCAAAGUGAUUCAGUUCCAUAUAGGAACUUUUCCAUUAUAGGUUAUUACAAGAUAUUGAAUAUAGUUCCCUGUGCUAUACAGUACGUCCUUGUUGUUUUUCUGUUUUAUAUGUAGUAGUGUGUAUCUGUUAAUCCCAAACUCCUAAUUUAUUCCUUCCUCUCUCCCUGCUGUUUUUAGUUUUUUGAGAAAUCUCCAUACUGUUUUCCACAGUGGCUGAACCAAUUUGUGUGUGUUUCUAUCUUUGUGGAAGAAAGUGGUUUCAUGUACCACAGUGUUUUAAGGGAUGAUUUCAGAAGUUCAGGUUUUGCGUCUGUGACUACGUGGCCAUCCUCCAAGGGAGCUCUGGGUAGUAAACUCCUUUAAGGAAGUAACAAGGAGAGAAGAGAAACACUUUAUAUUAAACGGGACCGUGUUGUGACAGGAAUCCCCGACAUAUGACGACAUGGCUAUGAAGUUCACGUGGGAGGAGUGGCAGCUCCUGGACCCCAAUCAGAAGGACCCGUACCCAGAUGUGAUGCUGAAGAACCAUAGCAACCUGGUGUCUUGUGGGGUGUCAAGCCUGCAGACCAGAUGCAUCCUCCAAGUUGGAACGAGGGGAAGAACCGUGGCCAAUAGAAGAUGAAAACCGCAGUUGAACCUGUUCAGCAUCUCUGCCUAUUUCUUCCACCUGCCUUGCUACAAGAUUCUACCUUCCUGCUCUUACUCCAAAGAUCUUUGAAGGGACCUCCCUGGUGGCGCAGUGGUUAAGAAUCCUCCUGCCAGUGCAGGGGACACGGGUUCGAGCCCUGGUCCAGGAAGAUCCCACAUGCCACAAAGCAACUAAGCCCAUGUGCCACAACUGCUGAGCCCACGGCCACAACUACUGAAGCCCGUGCACCUAGAACCCGUGCUCAGCAACAAGAGAAGGCACCACAAUGAAAGGCCUGUGCACCGCAAUGAAGAGUAACCCUUGCUCGCCGCAACUAGAGAAAGCCUGCACACAGCAAUUAAGACCCACUGCAGCCAAAAAUAAAUAAAUUUAUUUUUUUAAAAAAAGAAAAAUGAUCUUUGAAUUCAGCAGUCUUCUAACUAGUGCAUCUUCCUGCUUCGUUGGGAAAUAGUGAUUUCCCUUCCUGACAUUUAACCCCACGUUAAAUGCUUUACCCACAUCAUAACCUGAUCUCUGUGUGUUUAUAUGGUUUCUUAGCUUCUUGCUAUAGAUUAAAUGUUGGGGUCCCCCCAAUCAUGUGUUGAAACCCUAACCACAAGGUGAUGGUAUUAGGAGAUGGGAUCUUUGAGAGGUGAUUAGGUCAUGAGGACCCAGAGAGAGCUCUUGUCCCUUAUCCCAUGUGAGGUGGGGGCUAGAAGGCUCUGUCUAUGAGGAAGCAGGCCCUCACCAGGCACCAAAUCUACUAGCGUCUUGAUCAUGGACUUCUUAGCCUCUGAAACCAUGAGAAGUAAAUUUCUGUCCUUUAUAAGCCACCCAAUCUAUGGUAUUUUUUAUAGCAGCUCGAAUGGACUAAGACUUCUCUUUGCCCCAGUCUGGAAUUCUCCAGAGGUUCUGUUUUCUUUAUUCUCUCUCCCACAAUUUGAACUCAUCAGGAAGCCGUGUCUCACUCUAUCAUAUAUCCUCAUUUCCUGCACCUCUCUCCAUCACCUUUGCUCCUUCAGACCACUUCUCAGAGUUUGUAGCUUCUUCCUUUUUUUCUUUGCUUGAUUGUUUUUUAAAUUAAUUUAUUUAUGGAAGUAUAGUUAAUUUACAGUGUUGUGUUACUUUCAAGUGUUCAGCAAAGUGAUUCAGUUAUAUAUAUAUAUAUAUAUUUUUUUCAGGUUCUUUUCCAUUAUAGGUUAUUACAAGAUGCUGAGUAUAAUUCUCUGUGCUGUACGGUAGGUCCUUGUUGUUUAUUUUAUAUAUAGUAGUGUGUAUAUGUUAACCUGAAACUUCUAAUUUAUCCCUCCCCUGGCUUUUCCCUUUGGUAACCAUAAGUUUGUUUUCUAUGUCUGUGAGUCUAUUUGUGUUUUGUAAAUAAGUUCAUUUGUAUCAUUUUUUUAGAUUCCUCAUAUAAGUGAUAUGAUAUCUGCCUCUGACUUGCUUCACUUAAUAUGAUAAUCUAUAGGUCCAUCCAUUUAUUAUUUAUUUAUUAUUAUUUCAUUUUUGCUAACCAGGAUGUCAACACAGGUGAGAAGAAAGAAUAUGUUCGUGUGUCCCCAACACCAGCACUAUGGCCAGUACAUAAUAGGCAUUUAAUAAGGAUUUACUGAAUGAAAGAAAGCAGCCCCUAUAAUUUUUUAUUUUAAAAUAUUUAUUUAUUUGGCUGUGCCGGAUCUUAGUUGUGGCACAUGGGAUCUUCAUUGCCAAGUGCGCAAUCUUUUAGUUGCAGUAUGCGGGCUCUUAGUUACGGCAUACAGGAUGUAGUUCCCUGACCAGGGAUCCAACCUUGGCCCCCUGCAUUGGGAGCGCAGUGUCUUAAUUACUGGACCAACAGGGAAGUCCCAGCCCUUGUAAUUUUGGAUCAGGUUUUCCUACCGCCUCUAUUUUCUCUUCUAACAGUGACUUUCUUGUUUUUUUUUAGUACCUUUGCACAUUUUGCAAGGCAGUAUUUAGAAAGCAGCCAGAUCUAUAUUUAUUCGUUGUGAAUUACCUUACCUUGUUUGUACACUUUCUGCUUUUGCGACUUGAUUUUUGUGUAUUGUGGUUUUCCCAAUGUCUAAGAAACAAGGAACAUUUUUUUUAUUUUAUUGAAAUAUAGUUGAUUUACAAUGUUGUGUUAAUUUCUGCUGUACAGCAAAGUGAUUCAGUUAUACAUAUAUAUGCAUUCUUUUUCAUAUUCUUUUACAUUAUAGCUUAUCAUAGUAUUAUAAGGAACAUUAUUAAAGAUUCUUUUGUACUGAGAUCAUGCAACCAACACUAAAGAUUUGAUCCACACCUAAGCAUUCACGUUCUCAUCUUUUCUACAAGUCAAGCAAGUUGAUGAUCAACUGCAGGAACACUUGCAUAACCAAUGAUGCCUAAAGCGGAUGGAACAAUGCCACGAACAUCAUGCCUUUGAAAAUACUGUUCAUCCAGCCCAAAAGCAUUUUCCUUUAAGACAAAAUCAUGGAAAUUCUGCAAAUUUAAAUGUAGUAAAAUCAGAACAGAAGCUAUGAAAUAAAGAACCCUGUGGGGUGUAACAGAGAUGGGAAAUCCUCUCUUUAUAAAGGAUGAGCAAAUUCAUACUAAAACUGCCUGAAAUUGGAAAACUCAGCAGCACUAAGGCUCUGUUCAUUAAGCAUCAGAGAGAUCGCAGAGUUGAGAAAUCCCAUGUAUGCAGUGAAUAUGGGAAAUCCUUCAUCAGGAAGUCUCGGCUCAUUAAACAUCAGAGAAUUCACCUGGGAGAGAGACCCCCAUGGAUGCAGCAUACGUGAGAAAGCACAUACCACAAAGUCCAGGCUCACCGAACACCAGAAAAUCCAUACAGGAGAGAAACCUUACGUAUAUGCUAAAUGUGGCCAAGCCUUCCUCAUUGAAUCACGUAUCAUUUUACCUCAGAAAACUCAGACUGGAGAGAAACCCUCUAUAUGUAGAUUGUGGAAAUGGUUUCAUCCCGAAGGUCAGUUUCAUUGUACAUUGGACAAAGUAUAGGAGAUGAAAAGUGGUAAGAUCCCCUUGGGAUGUACUCGAGAAGAAACCUUGUAUUUAUUUGUUCACAGGCCUAUCACCUUUGAGAGUUACCAUCACUUCAAAGAUUCCAUCCCCCCCAAAAAAAAGAUUCCAUCCCCUCUAUGACCUGUUCAAUUAGACAUGUGAUUUUCCUUAUCUUUUUCAUUCCUUCUUACUCUUAUGAGCGGAGCUCUUAUCCCCUCUUCUUAUCCAGAGUCUUUCCCUUGAUCUAUUAAACAUAUCCUGCUAAAAAAUCUUGAGUCCUGCUUAAAGAACAAGAAAUGGAAAUUUGCUAUGCAGUAGCUGUCCUACAUUUCCAUCACAAACCCUUGGAUUAUCGGGUAAAUUUACUCCAACAUAAUAUUUUUAAACACCUAAUCUUGGCCAUCUAAUAUUUAUUCAA
Molecule: messenger RNA, 9613 nt
Organism: Globicephala melas (long-finned pilot whale)
Lineage: Eukaryota; Metazoa; Chordata; Mammalia; Artiodactyla; Delphinidae
Product: zinc finger protein 613
Biological process (GO): regulation of transcription by RNA polymerase II
Molecular function (GO): RNA polymerase II cis-regulatory region sequence-specific DNA binding; DNA-binding transcription factor activity, RNA polymerase II-specific
Source: RefSeq, a predicted model, not a curated record